AGAUAGACACUGCUGCCUAGCUGGCCAGCACCCCUCCACAAGGCUCCAUGGCCAAUAGCACCACUGUGGUAAAGAUACCAGGCACUCCUGGGGCAGGCGGUCGGCUUAGCCCUGAAAACAAUCAGGUAUUGACCAAGAAGAAAUUACAAGAUUUAGUCAGAGAAGUGGAUCCUAAUGAGCAGCUGGAUGAAGAUGUGGAGGAGAUGUUGCUGCAGAUCGCCGAUGAUUUCAUCGAGAGUGUGGUGACAGCGGCCUGCCAGCUUGCUCGGCAUCGCAAGUCUAGCACCCUAGAGGUGAAAGAUGUCCAGCUGCAUCUAGAGCGCCAGUGGAACAUGUGGAUCCCAGGAUUUGGCUCUGAGGAAAUCCGACCCUACAAGAAAGCUUGCACCACAGAAGCUCACAAACAGAGAAUGGCAUUGAUCCGGAAAACAACCAAGAAAUAACACAGGACAGUCAGGGAAUGGACGACAUGUACUUGGAGAUACUUGAGCUGAGACCUCAGCCAUCUCAUCCUUGGAUUUUUUUUUAAAUGCUUUACAGAGAAGCAUAUAUUUUUUAUUAACAGUGCAGCAAUAUCUAUAAUGACUGAGAAGAUCUGCCAAAAGAAUAAAGCCUCCUACCCCAACUUCUGGUCCCUUUCCCUGCCAUCUCAAAGGAGGAGACUUUCCCUGUGGUUUAUCUUAUAAACGACUGACUGUAGGCAGA
Molecule: messenger RNA, 705 nt
Organism: Peromyscus californicus insignis
Lineage: Eukaryota; Metazoa; Chordata; Mammalia; Rodentia; Cricetidae
Product: transcription initiation factor TFIID subunit 12-like
Exons: 1
Coding region: 48-443 (131 amino acids)
Biological process (GO): DNA-templated transcription initiation; RNA polymerase II preinitiation complex assembly
Cellular component (GO): SAGA complex; SLIK (SAGA-like) complex; transcription factor TFIID complex
Molecular function (GO): TBP-class protein binding; protein heterodimerization activity; DNA binding
Source: RefSeq, a predicted model, not a curated record